GAUUAUAUUGACUUUGUAAGAUGAAAAGCCCGCAAUUUCAAAUGCAAAAGCCUGUCUAACUUUAUGCUUAGUGGUGAUUGAACUGAUUUUAUUUGACUUCUGUUGCCAGUCCAGUAAAAUGGAGGUGAAUGGAAUUUAUUAUUACACUCAAAGCAUCAAACAAACACAUUAGAAAAUCAGCAACUUCUCUGUUCAGAAACAGUGUCUUGCUUACUCAGGACAAUUCACAGUUAGAUCAUUUAAAAGAAAGCAUGUGGUUAUUUGUAUGUGGGUUUUAUAACAGUUAUAUUCUUUAAAAAUCUUUUUCCUCAUUAAGUUACAACUACAUCUACCAACUGAUCUGCAUCAUGCUGUGUCUCUAGUGCACUUCACAGGUAGUUAAAUAUUCAAGCCUGCCCACUAUGACCUGCUACAUGAUUAUACUAGAUAUUUAAUUUUUAGUCAUUUUAAAUUGAAUGCCAAGAUGUGAGCUGUUUUUUUUAUAUAUAUUUCUGUCAUCAUGUGAAUGUUGUCGAGAGACAAACUUCACAUUAUAGGUUGAAGUGAACAUGUGGUCAUGUUUCCUUAAUAGGACACGCAGUAUGACUUCUGGUUGGCCAAUCAAAUGCAGUCUUGUCUCUGAAGAGUGAAGAAAAGAUCAAUGCUCUUUUCAUUUCACACGACAAGUUGAACACGAUGACAUCUCCAGUGUUUGCUCUCUAUCUCACAUGUCUGUUUUUAGGGGAAACAGCUGAGACAACUGCUCUGAAAUUCUCCUCAUCUGUUCGUCAAGACAGUAGUUUUAUAUCAGCUAAUGUUGGUGACAGCGUAUCUUUGAGAUGUUCCUAUAAAGGUGAUGUUGCAGCAAAGCUUUACUGGUAUAAACAAACUCUGGGACAGAAACCAAGGAUCAUCUCCACCCUCUACGACUACAAAAGUAAUGGCACUUUUCAUAAUGAAUUCAACAACAAUCCUCGCUUCACACUGGAUACUGAAAACAGUAAAAAUUACUUGAAGAUCACAGAUUUGCACAUUUCAGACUCAGCUACUUACUACUGCGUUAGUAGCUAUUUAUACACGUUAGAAUUUUCAGAGAACAUUAUUGUCAGUGUAAAGGGUUCAGGUUUGAACAUCCAAGCUUCGGUCCAUCAGUCGGCAUCUGAGAGCAUCCAGCCAGGAGGCUCUGUGACUCUGAACUGUGCAGUACACACUGGGACCUGUGAUGAUGGAAAUCACAGUGUUUACUGGUUCAAAAACUCUCAAGAAUCUCAUCCAGGAAUCAUUUACACACAUGGAGGCAGGAAUGAUCAGUGUGAGAGGAACAGCAACACACAAACACACAACUGUGUCUACAAUUUGACAAUGAAGAGUCUGGAUCUUUCUCAUGCUGGGACCUACUACUGUGCUGUUGCCUCAUGUGGACGGAUAGUGUUUGGAAACGGGACCAAGCUGGACGUUGGCUACUCUUCUGUCUUGGUGUAUUUCUUGAGUGGAGCUUUGGUGUUCACCACCAUCCUCAGUGUUUUACUGGCUUUCUCAGUGUACAAGAUGAAGAGAAACAGCUUCCAAUCUGCAGAGUCUCAAGCAACAUUUUCAACUUCCUCCACAACAAAUGGCGAGGGUUACCAAGAAGCAGACAACCUGCAUUAUGCUGCUUUAAGUGUGAACCUGCCCAACAGACCAAGAAGAGCGAGGAACAACACCAAGAAUGAAUGUGUGUACUCCAGUGUAAAGCAGUGGAAUUAGAAAUGUUGCAUUUUAAGUUUUUUUUGAUAUUCAAAGUGUGAUGUAGAUUUACAUGUUGAUCUUGAGAUAAAUAUAUUUUUAUAGCUUCCUUGUGGUCUGCAGUCAAAAGAUAAGAUCUCUUUAAUCUUAGAUGAGGUUAGUUAAUGUGCACAUUUAGCAAACGUCUCUGUUGCUUUUAUCUUUGUGGUUUCAAGCAGGAUAUCUUAUAAUAAGAAGAAAAAUCUGUAUUUAAA
Messenger RNA from Thunnus maccoyii (southern bluefin tuna), 1958 nucleotides. Its product is annotated as immunoglobulin kappa light chain-like. NCBI's taxonomy places the organism in Eukaryota, Metazoa, Chordata, Actinopteri, Scombriformes, Scombridae. The record is from RefSeq and is a predicted model, not a curated record. Gene Ontology annotation, biological process: response to bacterium. Bases 676 to 1725 code for a protein of 349 amino acids. The transcript has 5 exons.